AUGGUGGUGGCGGAGCGGGAACGCCAUAUGUACGCAUGCGCAAUGUGCGUAGGAAAGUGGGAGUGGCAGGUGCACAAAGCCUAUUAUUGCGGCUUGUGUUUGUUUUUCUCUUCCAUUUUUCUGGAUUUUGGAACGAGAGAUUAGAGAGUGAGGAGGCGAAAGGACAUCAAGAGAGCAGAAAACAUGAGGUUGCUCCUCAAAGUAGCUGUGUGUCUCACGGCACUCUUGAUAACUACAGCCAAGGCCCAGCAACCAAUCAACUACAACAAUGUAGACACCACCAUACAGGACGUGGAAAACCAAACGGUGGAAGAGAUCGAAGACAAACUCAAGAACUUUUUCCACGAGUCCCGCAACAAGCUCUAUCUGGCCUUCUACAACCUCUCGUCCUAUCUCCCGCUGGAUAUCAACUAUGCAGAGACAGUGGGAAAGGAAUGCGAUAUUCUGGAGUAUAACCAAGAUUACUAUACCACCGUUGGCCUAGUGCUGGGUGGCCUCCUGGGCUUGAUCGGAAUCGUGUUCGCUUUCUUUGGUUACCGGCUCAUCAAAAUUGUCCUCUUCCUCAUUGGCUUUGUCAUUGGUUGCUCCCUCACCUAUUUCACGAUCCUCACCUUCUCCUCCGAGCACCUCCAUCAGACCUGGGUCCCUUACACCGCAGUCGCAGUCUCGGUGGUGGUGGGAUCAUAUGCGGAGUACUCACCAUCUGCGUCUACUACAUCGGGAUAUUCCUCGCCGGAGCUAGCAUCGGUUUUCUCAUCACUUGGUUUAUCCUCGCCGCGAUCGAUAUCCAAUUUUUCCGCGAGCAUAUCUACGUUCCUGUCAUCGGGGCUGCGUUGGGCGCGGUCAUAGUCGGUCUGGUAUCGCUCUGGAUCCAGAAGUGGUUCUUUAUGCUGGGGACUUCGAUCCUCGGGAGUUUCAUGAUCUGUUGGGGGGUCGACUAUUUCCUGGAGCUGGGGGCGAUGGUGUACUACCUGCUGUUGUUUGCAGAGCAUCGCUCGAGGCUGGAGCUGUGCUGGUAUUCCUGGUGUGCCGUCCCGCUUUUUGUGGCAUGUGGAGUGGCCGCCUUUAUAGUGCAGGCCGUGCUGACUGGAGAAGUAUGACCACAGGAAAGAGCUUAAAGGUCAGUUGUUUUAUGGCAUUGCAAUUUUUGACCCCUUUAUAAUUAUUAAAAGAACCCAAUGUGGACACCUCUAAUUUGAAACCCUGUCUGUUCCAGUGAUUAUAAUUUAGUGCAGAGAUUUAGGCAACUGCUAGUCAGAACUUGUAUUAUGCUGGAAUGGAUUAAGGACAAAGGCUUAAUAACUUUUUAUAAUUUGAUACCAUAAUCCUAUAUACCUACAGUAACCACUAAUAUAUUAUAACAUGACAUGUUUUGGCUCAGUAUCAUGUUGCAUACCCUAAUAUUAUUUGUGCGUGAUCAGCAUAUUUUCCAAUUGUGUCACUGUGGCUAUAAUUAUACAGGAUGGUGUUGCUGUGGUAAGU
Molecule: messenger RNA, 1482 nt
Organism: Geodia barretti
Lineage: Eukaryota; Metazoa; Porifera; Demospongiae; Tetractinellida; Geodiidae
Source: the annotation of a GenBank genome assembly